AUGAGGUUAAUUAAGUGUGACAUCAUCAAUAAAAACGAACAGAAUCAAACUUACUCAUGCACCUAUGUACCCAGCCAAGAAGGCGAAUAUCGAGUCAUCAUUAAAUUCGCUACCAAAGAGAUACUCAACUCACCUUUUAAGGUGAUGGUGGAAGGAGCGGCCGGUGACGCCAGCAAAGCCAGUGCCUCGGGGCCAGGUCUUGAGCCACAGGGCAAUCAGGUCGGCCGAAGGACCUUCUUCAACAUUUUUACAGCAGGCGCUGGGUCAGGAAAUGUGGACUGUGUAAUCCUGGAUCCUCAAGGCCGGCCCAAUGCACUCAAGCCGUUAAUCACUCGCCAGGGAGAGGACAACUAUUUGGUUGAGUACACACCGAAGGAGGAGGGUCUGCACUCCGUCAACGUCUUCUUCUCAGGACAGCAGAUACCCAACUCUCCGUUUGGAGUGAUGGUCGGACCAAGUAAGUGUGACUUGUGA
Molecule: messenger RNA, 474 nt
Organism: Protopolystoma xenopodis
Lineage: Eukaryota; Metazoa; Platyhelminthes; Monogenea; Polystomatidea; Polystomatidae
Source: the annotation of a GenBank genome assembly